Rhinichthys klamathensis goyatoka is the source of this 1642-nucleotide messenger RNA. It is a transcript of the gene uap1l1, whose product is annotated as UDP-N-acetylglucosamine pyrophosphorylase 1, like 1. Bases 107 to 1642 code for a protein of 511 amino acids. Gene Ontology annotation, molecular function: UDP-N-acetylglucosamine diphosphorylase activity. The transcript has 9 exons. The record is from RefSeq and is a predicted model, not a curated record. Gene Ontology annotation, biological process: UDP-N-acetylglucosamine biosynthetic process. NCBI's taxonomy places the organism in Eukaryota, Metazoa, Chordata, Actinopteri, Cypriniformes, Leuciscidae.
GCCACUCCAGCGAUAAUGUUCACUGGUCACGAGUUGCAGGCAGUGAAAACAGGAUCCGGACUCAUACGAGAGUCGACUCGACUGGGCGAUUGUUGUCAUAUCCUUAAUGUGUUGGUCUUCUUGUAGAGAAAUGUUGUCAUUCGAGGAAGCUAAAGCGAGGUUAGAAACUGCAGGGCAGAGUCAUGUUUUACAGUUUUGGGCUGAACUUUGUGCGGAAGAAAGGGAUACAAUUCUGGAGGAGAUAUCUCAGCUUCAGCCCGAAGAGUUACUCGAGCAUUGCCGAGCAGCUGCAGCGGCUGCAAGCCGACACUCGAGUGCUGAUGGUCGGCUAGACGAGCGGAUGGAGCCCGUUCCUCCAGAGUUCAUUGGAAGUGUGCGUAAAAGUGACAAAGAAACACUUCAGAUGUGGGGUGAUGAAGGGUUAUUGCAGAUUUCACGGGGCAGAGUGGCUGUUUUGCUGUUAGCUGGUGGUCAGGGGACUCGACUUGGAGUGUCAUAUCCCAAGGGCAUGUACAACGUUGGACUUCCAAGUGGGAAAACCUUGUACCAGCUCCAGGCUGAGCGUAUCCAGAAGGUGCAAGAGCUGGCCAAAGUAAAGCAUGGUUGUAAAUGCACAGUACCAUGGUAUAUAAUGACCAGUGAAUUCACCCUGGGACCCACAGAGAACUUCUUCAAAGACAAUGAAUAUUUCGGUCUAUGUCCACCCAAUGUGGUCAUGUUUGAGCAAAGGAUGAUACCAGCAGUUGACUUUGAUGGAAAGAUCAUCCUGGAGAAGAAAAGCAAAAUAGCCAUGGCACCAGAUGGAAACGGCGGCCUCUAUCGUGCCCUAGUGGACAACAAGAUUUUAGAGGACAUGGAAAGAAGGGGUGUGGAGUAUCUUCACGUGUACUGUGUAGACAACAUCUUGGUGAAGCUGGCAGACCCAGUCUUUAUUGGCUUUUGUGUAAACAAAGGAGCAGACUGUGGUGCCAAGGUGGUAGAUAAGGCCUAUCCUGCAGAGCCUGUUGGAGUGGUAUGUCGUGUGGACGGUCUGUAUCAGGUGAUUGAGUACAGUGAGAUCCAACCAGAGACCUCAGAGCUGCGAGGCCCAGGAGGAGAGCUUCUGUUCAGUGCUGGGAACAUCUGCAACCACUUUUUUACACAAGGUUUCUUAAAGGAAGUGGCUGAAAAGUUUGAGUGUCAGCUGAAGCAGCAUGUGGCAAUCAAAAAAGUGGCAUUUGUGGAUGGAGAGGGAAACCUGGUGAAACCAACCAAACCCAAUGGCAUCAAAAUGGAGAAAUUUGUCUUUGACGUCUUUAAGUUCUCAAAGAAAUUUGUCGCCUUUGAGGUGUUGAGAGAAGAGGAAUUCUCACCCCUGAAAAAUGCUGAUGGGGCUCCUCUGGAUACACCAACUACAGCACGCCGAUCCUUGUUAGCGCAACAUUACCGCUGGGCUCUGGCAGCUGGUGCAAGCUUCCAGGAUGAACAAGAUAAACCCAUCCCCUCAAAACACAGUAUGGCACAGAAUGAAGACCCCCCAGCAAUUUGCGAAAUCUCUCCACUUGUAUCAUACUUUGGCGAGGGUCUGGAACAUUUCCUGGAACAGAAGAACUUGAAUUCCCCUUUUCUACUUGAUGAGAAUGAAGCCAAGAACCUUGUGUAA